AGCCCAGCGCUCCUGAGCAGACCUCUCCACCCUGGCUGGAGUGGAGGGUGCUCUUUGCCGACGGGGCCUUUGCCAGCGCCUGCAGAUGGUGGGCACCGAGAGACGGCAUUCCUCUCUGCCUGAGCCCUCCCUUCCUCUCGCUGUCCCUGGCCCCUGGAGGAGGUCCUGAGAGCCCACCGCCAGGAAGACACCUGUGCUGUGACAGCUAUCAAGGCCGAGAAGGAGGAAGGUGGGGCCACAGCCGGCCUGCGCGCUGUCCCGGAGCACCUACCUCCGCCCCUUACCUUCUCCUGGAGGACUUUCCCGCACCAUGGUCGUGCAGGACAGUGUGGAUGCCGGGGACUCCUGGGUGGGCGUGCGGCUGGAGCCCUUCCUGCAUCAGGUCGGGGGCCACCUGAGCGUGAUGAAGUACGACGAGCACACCGUGUGCAAGCCCCUCAUCUCCCAGGAGCAGAGGUUCUACGAAUCCCUGCCGCUGGCCAUGAAGCGGUUCACCCCACAGUACAAAGGUACCAUCACAGUGCAUCUCCGGAGAGACAGCAGGGGCCAUCUCAGCCUGGUUGCCCCGCCACUGAAGGAGAACCGGGAGCCCUUCAAGGUCUCCCCGGAAUCUGCGGCAGUGGCCAUCUGGCAGACACUUCAGCAGACCACCAGUGGCGGUGGCUCCCGCCCUCUGGCCCAGCGGCAGCAGGCCCAGGUGGCACACUCGCUCAAGGAGAGCCCCGCCAAGGCGCUCCUGAGGCCUGAGUUCCACCUCAACGCCCAAGUCUCCUCACUGGUGCAAGAUGUUAAUGGAAACCAGGUUGAGAGGUGGAGCUUUAACCCGUGGGGCCUGCACUGCCACCAGGCCCAUCUGACCCGCCUGUGCUCCGAGUACCCUGAGGAAAAGCGUCACCGGUUCUUGCUGCUGGAAAAUGUAGUGUCACAGUACACGCAUCCCUGUAUCCUGGACCUGAAGAUGGGGACCCGGCAGCACGGAGACGAUGCAUCUGAGGAGAAGAAGGCUCGCCACAUGAGGAAGUGUGCGCAGAGCACCUCGGCCUGCCUGGGUGUGCGCAUCUGCGGCAUGCAGGUUUAUCAAACGGAUAAGAAGCACUUUCUCUGCAAAGACAAAUACUACGGAAGAAAGCUCUCAGUGGAGGGCUUCAGACAAACGCUCUAUCAAUUCCUGCAUGACGGAAGCCGCCUGCGGGCAGAGCUCCUGGAGCCCAUCCUGCACCGGCUCCGCGCCCUCCUCUCAGUCAUUCGGAGCCAGAGCUCAUACCGGUUCUACUCCAGCUCUCUCCUUAUCAUCUACGACGGGCAGGAGCCAACCCCAGGUGGCAUGCAUCCUCAGGAAGCUCCACAGAAGGCCCCUGGCAGUGCUCCAGCAGGUCUGGCCAAAGUGGACAUUCGGAUGAUCGACUUUGCCCACACAACCUACAAGGGAUCCUGGAAUGAGCAUACCACCUACGAUGGACCAGAUCCUGGCUAUAUUUUUGGCCUGGAAAACCUCAUUGGGAUUCUGCAGGAUAUCCAAGAGGGAGAAUGAAACUUCUUGGAACUAUGUGGAAUUUUCUGGGCUACAGAUUUUGAAAAGGGACCUAUUGGUAGCUAGGAUAGGGUAGAUACCCCUUAGAUGUUUUAAUAAUCAGAUCUACCUUCAACAGCCAUCUCUAUAUGUGGCAGACUGCAUUAACGAUUGCUAAAGAAUUCCACCCUGGAGGCAAUUCCACAUGCCGGGCAUCUCCUGUAAUGCUGGUCGUUAGUCAGUUUGAAGUAGCGCCAUGGCGGAGCAACGGAGUCAGAGGCCAGCGCUGCAGUCAGAUUCUGGAGUAUUUGCCUCUACAAAUGCUUUCUUGUCUUGCUGCAGUCCUCACAGCUGUGAGGCAAAAAACAAACACAAAAAAAAACCCUACUGGAAGAAGUCUUGAAGAAUGAGUUCCCAAGUUCAUGGAUUUUUCUGCCUGUGUGGGCUGCAGCUCCAUGGGUGGACAGAGCCAACGAGAGCCUCUUACCUUCUUAGGGGAGUGGGUGUGACUUGCCUAUGUCUCCUGCUCCAUGGCCAGGUUCUAAAUGACAAGGACACCCGCUGGGGAUGCACCCCAAUAGUCGAUGUGCUUCACACGCACAAGGCCUUAGGUUUGGAUCCCCAGAACCAAGAUAAUAAUAAUAUAAAUAAAUAAAUGGACAAGGAUACACCCAGGUAUGAGCACUAGUAAACCAAGACCUUGCUUCUCCAUUUUUGCCUAUACAGAGAAAGAAGGACUCUUGACAGACUUCCCAGUGCCUAUGGGGAGUGAAAACUCUGCCACAUUCUGACCAUAAAAUGACUCUGACCAUGAAAUGCAACUUGAGGAGGAACCACUGGUGUUAAACUCUACUCUCUGCUUUCUGUUUAUUUAUUGGGGGAGGGGGGUGGGGGAGUCCAAAGAAAAGAACCUGGAGGACCGAGGAAACCAGGGCCAAUGUUUACAAGACUGGUGGACAAGUGUAAAUAGGAAACGAGAGCAAACAGUUCUAAUUAAUUCCUUCUUCUGCAGUGUGGGAACCUAUUACAAUGCUCUUGGGUCAAGCGCUGCGAUACGUUACCCAAUUAGGGAAAUAAAUUUGUUAAUAAAAUUGCUGAGGUCACCAGCGAUUAUUGGUGGGCCUUAUUA
Molecule: messenger RNA, 2639 nt
Organism: Sciurus carolinensis (gray squirrel)
Lineage: Eukaryota; Metazoa; Chordata; Mammalia; Rodentia; Sciuridae
Gene: Ip6k3
Product: inositol hexakisphosphate kinase 3
Exons: 6
Coding region: 311-1531 (406 amino acids)
Biological process (GO): inositol phosphate biosynthetic process; phosphatidylinositol phosphate biosynthetic process
Cellular component (GO): cytoplasm; nucleus
Molecular function (GO): inositol hexakisphosphate kinase activity
Source: RefSeq, a predicted model, not a curated record